AUGUACAUAGAGGUUUCAGUAGCGGUCAAUUAUCUUCUAUCCCAUCUCUACACAAAGUUACCACGGAGAAGGGUGGACAAUUUCGGUGAGGAAUUGGAAAGAUGCCUCUUGCGUAAAUUACAACCUCACUGGUUUACUGAUGCAUCCAGUCAAGAUGCAGCUCAUCGGUGCUUUCAAACCAGCGGUCCACAUACUGACUUCAUCUUUCCUGAAGCCGCCAUCUCCAGUGGAUUGGAGUGGAGUGAAAUUCAGGCCUGUCUGCCGGCCGGUUUGGUUAUCACAAUUGAUCCGGGUCAUGUCGCUUGCCAGUACGGAUCUAGUGAGUCCUCUCCAGUCAUCUCCAACUCAGCUUGGAGUGCCGGGAAUGGCUGCAAUUCUACCAGUCUCUCGUCUUCCGGAUGUUCAUCGGCUUCGUCGGUCUCUUCAUCAAACGGUUCUUCAGGAUCAUGGUCAAAAACCAAACACCAGAUCCUCUACUCAGCCAAUUCUAGGAGCGGGAACGGCUAUACUAUGGGUGGAGAAAAAGAGUUAGACGUGGCAUCAAAUGAGGCCUCAAAGAAGCAGCUGGAUGAUGUUCAAACCCACUUGGCUACAGAAGCAGCUCUCAGCGUUUUAACUGAACCAGAAGAUGUUGUCGCAUCCCAGAAUGGAUCCGACCAUUCAAAGACUAGAAUAAGCAAUGAAUCUAUCACUGGUGUAGCAGAUACUCACGACUAUCAGGAUAUAGCAGCAAACUCUGUUACUCGAGGCAAGAACGCUUCCACAGAUCCUACAAUUGAUGGUAGCUUUCUGGACCACAGCAUUAGCACAGAGUCACAAGCAAAAUCCGAUGUUGAAAAUCAAUUUCCAUUCAAUGAUUUUCAUGCCAAACCUCUACGACAUGUCGACGAGGUGGGCGAAUUGCAACAAUUCGACUUUCACACCAAUCAGCACAACCCACCUCCAUUAACUCAACCCCCUACAACCUUCAUUCAGAAGUCCACGUCGACACCGAGUUUUACUGCAGCAACAUUUGCAGCCACAAAAUUCGGUUCUACAAAGUUAAAGAACCAGGCAAAGCGGCCUCAUCGCCUUGUGUCCCCCUGUGAUCCGCCCGUCUUAGGUUAUGCCUCACAGCUGCUGGAAGCCAUCGGACAAAAUUCUCUCCAACCCAAUCAGGUUGGUGCCAUUUUGAUGCAUUCACAACUUCGUCAAGUGCAGCCUAUUGACGUACCUGCCGUUGAUUUGCAUGUCAGACACAAAAUUGUCACCUAA
Molecule: messenger RNA, 1254 nt
Organism: Hydatigera taeniaeformis
Lineage: Eukaryota; Metazoa; Platyhelminthes; Cestoda; Cyclophyllidea; Taeniidae
Source: the annotation of a GenBank genome assembly